AUGGUCUCCCCACCUGUCGAGAAGCCCAGCAUCCGCUACAGUGCCAUGAACCCCCAUGGAGAUGCCCAGCAGUGCACCUCAGCCAUGUCUCCAGCCCACUUCGAAGGGCCCAGUGCUUCUGCAGGUGGGAUGCAUUUCCUGGCUCAAGCAGCUGAAGCCAUAUGGGGCAUUGAGGCCACCACCCUCAACCUCCAAGCCUGCAGAGACAAAGUAAGCAUAUUGUCCACCUUCCUCGCUCCCUUCAAGUACCUGAGCCCCGGCACCACCAACACGGAGGACGAAGACAAUCUAAGUACCAGCAGCACUGAAGUGAAGGAAAACCGCAAUGUGAGCAACCUGGGAACCAGGCCCCUGCCACCAGGGGACCGGGCCAGAGGAAGCACACCCAGCAUAAAAAGGAAAAGACCCCUGGAAGAAGGGAACGGGGGYCACUUCUGCAAACUCCAGCUGAUCUGGAAGAAGCUCUCAUGGUCCAUGACACCCAAGAACGCCCUGGUCCAGCUGCACGAGCUGAAGCCAGGCCUGCAGUACCGGAUGGUGUCCCAGACAGGCCCGGUGCAUGCCCCGGUCUUUGCAGUGGCUGUGGAAGUAAAUGGACUCACGUUUGAGGGCACAGGGCCCACCAAGAAGAAGGCCAAGAUGCGGGCAGCAGAGCUGGCACUGAAGUCCUUCGUGCAGUUCCCCAAUGCUUGCCAGGCCCACCUGGCCAUGGGCAGCGGCACAAGCCCAUGCACAGACUUCACCUCUGACCAGGCCGACUUCCCAGACACGCUGUUCAAGGAGUUUGAGCCAUCAGCACCCAGCGAGGACUUCCCAAACUGCCGCCCUGUGGACACCGAGCUGCUCUCCACAGCCUACCGGCAAGGGCGGCUACUCUGCCACACUCUGGACCUCAUGGGCCAGGCCCGGCCGGACAGGGCCAGACCAGCCCCCGCAGCCCUGGGUGAGAGGAACCCAGUGGUAGUGCUGAACGAGCUGCGCUCUGGCCUGCGGUACGUGUGCCUCUCAGAGGUGGCGGAGAAGCCUCGCACCAAGAGCUUUGUCAUGGCCGUGUGCGUGGACGGGAGGACGUUCGAAGGCUCAGGACGCAGCAAGAAGCUGGCCAAGGGCCAGGCCGCACAGGCCGCCCUGCAGGCCCUCUUCGACAUCCGGCUUCCUGGCCACACCCCCAGCAGGAGUAAAAGUAACCUCUUGCCACAGGAAUUCGCCGACUCUGUGUCCCAGCUGGUCACACAGAAGUUCCGUGAGCUGACGGUUGGCCUGACGUCUGUGCAUGCCCGCCACAAAGCACUAGCAGGCAUCGUCAUGACCAAAGGCUUGGACACCAGGCAGGCACAGGUCAUCGUCCUGUCCUCGGGCACCAAGUGCAUCAGUGGUGAGCACAUCAGCGACCAGGGCCUGGUGGUGAAUGACUGCCAUGCGGAGAUCGUGGCCAGGAGGGCCUUCCUUCACUUCCUGUAUGCACAACUGGAGCUGCACCUGAGCAAGCGACGAGAGGACUCGGAGCGAUCGAUAUUUGUGCGUUUAAAGGAGGGAGGCUACAGGCUUCGAGAAAAUAUUCUCUUCCAUCUCUAUGUGAGCACGUCCCCCUGCGGAGACGCGAGACUCAACUCUCCCUACGAAAUCACCACAGACCUGAACAGCAGCAAACACAUCGUCAGGAAGUUCCGCGGGCACCUGCGCACCAAGAUAGAGUCUGGGGAAGGCACAGUCCCCGUCCGGGGCCCCAGUGCAGUCCAGACGUGGGACGGCAUCCUGCUGGGGGAACAGCUGGUCACCAUGUCCUGCACGGACAAGAUCGCCAGGUGGAACGUCCUGGGACUACAAGGAGCUCUCCUCUGUCACUUCAUCGAGCCUGUGUACCUCCACAGCAUCAUCGUGGGAAGCCUGCACCACACGGGCCACCUCUCUCGGGUCAUGAGCCACAGGAUGGAGGACAUUGGCCAGCUGCCCACGUCAUACCGACACAACCGGCCUCUCCUCAGUGGAGUGAGUUAUGCAGAGGCCCGGCAGCCAGGGAAGUCGCCCCACUUCAGUGUGAACUGGGUCGUGGGCAACKCGGACCUGGAGAUUAUUAAUGCCACCACCGGCAGGAGGAGCUGCGGGGGCUCAUCCAGGCUCUGCAAGCACGUGUUCUCUGCCCGCUGGGCACGGCUGUAUGCUGAGCACAUGGACACCAAGCCAUGGAGAUACGCCAUCCAUGUACUGUGA
This is a messenger RNA of Urocitellus parryii (Arctic ground squirrel), 2211 nucleotides long. RefSeq names its product adenosine deaminase RNA specific B2 (inactive) (gene Adarb2). NCBI's taxonomy places the organism in Eukaryota, Metazoa, Chordata, Mammalia, Rodentia, Sciuridae. Gene Ontology annotation, molecular function: double-stranded RNA adenosine deaminase activity; adenosine deaminase activity; tRNA-specific adenosine deaminase activity. The record is from RefSeq and is a predicted model, not a curated record. Gene Ontology annotation, cellular component: nucleolus; cytoplasm. Gene Ontology annotation, biological process: adenosine to inosine editing; RNA processing.